AAAGGUAAUAUAGACUUCGAAUUGAAUAGAACGCAUUUCGAAAAAAUUUAACGAAUUUAGCAGUUGUGAACGCAUAAUAUCCGUUUCACAAAGUAAUUAUAACAAAUCACAGGUUUUCAUCAAACUCUGCUUCAUCAGAUGUCAACUCGAAAUAGAUGUUUUUCGUUCAGAGUUGUGUCGCAUCUGACGACUCUACACCUGUUGACCAAUUUAUUGGUGGUGUCAAGGGGUACAAAAAUUGGUCUAUUGCCAGGAAAUGUGAUACCAGAACAUUACAAUUUGGAAAUAAAAACGAAUUUGGCAGAUGAUGAAAAGAAUAAGUUCACUUUUGAAGGAUGUGUUGAAAUACUGGUGCAAUGCUUGAAACCGACAGAUACUAUAGUUCUCAACGUGCUUGAACUAACGAUUUUAGACAGUAUCAAUAUCACCGGAUACGAAGAUAGUGCACAUGACACCUGUGUAAAGAAAUGGUCUUUAGAAAAGAAAAAUGAAACUCUAAAUGUUACAUUAUGUGAUUCUUUACGGGCAGGUUUCCACUAUAACAUCAGCAUAGAAUUUGUGGGAAAUAUUACCAACAAACUGGUAGGAUAUUAUAGAAGCAGUUACUUCGAUAACAAGUCGAACCAAACGCAAUGGUUGGCUGUGACGCAUUUUGAACCAACGCAUGCCAGAAGAGCAUUCCCAUGUUUUGAUGAACCAAGUUUUAAAGCUACAUUCCAAAUAAGUAUUGGAAGAAUGGAGAAAUACACUUCCAUAAGUAACGAAGUUGUUGAGAAAACUGAACCUAUGAAGGAUAGUAAAGGUUGGUUUUGGGAUAGAUAUCGGAAAAGUGUAAAAAUGUCAACAUACAUGGUAGCUUACGUUGUGUCUGACUUUAAAUUUACCACAGCCAAACCAAUUUCUGGGAAUUCUGUGACAUUCAGAGUUUGGUGUAGAGAGGAUGCAAUUAAUCAGACUAAAUUUGCAAGUGAAAUGGGACCAAAAAUGCUAGCAACCUUUGAAGAAUAUCUGAACGUUUCACUUCCUAUUCCAAAACAAGACAUGGUAGCUAUACCGGAUUUGAAGGUUGACGCUAUGGGAAAUUGGGGAUUAAUAACUUGUAGAGAAAAUUUGCUGCUGAUCGAUCGGAAAUCGUCUUCAUUUUUUGAUCAGCUAGCUGCUGCAAGAGUAGUUGGUAACAAAAUAGCUCAUCAAUGGUUUGGAAAUUUAGUCACCAUGAAGUGGUGGUCGGAUUUGUGGCUGAAAGAAGGCUUUUCAACUUACAUGGGAGCUGCACUGGUUCAAAAUGUUUAUCCUCAAGUAGAUUCAUUUGACGAAUCGACACUGAGCAAUAUGCGGUCGGUAUUUUCUUUCGACGGUCUACAGGAUUCACAUCCGAUCUCUCAACCGGUUAGAACAACCGGCGAAAUAGAUGCAAUGUUUGACACGAUAUCGUAUAAAAAGGGAUCAUCGAUUUUGUUUACCGCUAUCGACAUUUUGGGGGAAGAAGCGGGAACAGUGGGACUGACUAACUAUUUGUUAAAACACAUGUACGACAAUGUCGAACAGGACGAUCUCUUUGAAUCAUUGACACAUGCAGGUCACACGAUGGGCGUACUUGAAGACGAUUUGGAUUUCAAGACCAUACUGGAUACGUGGACGCUUCAAGCAGGGUACCCUGUUGUAACAGUUAACAGAAAUUACAAAGACAAUUCACUACGUGUCACUCAGAGGCGAUACUACCAGAAUCCCGACGCACCUCACAAUAAUGGAUGUUGGUGGAUACCACUGAGUUAUACAAAUAAACAGGAACUAAAUUUUACAAAUACGCAUCCAAAAGCAUGGCAGACAUGUCCAAAAUCUGAAACAAUUAUAAAUAAUGUCGCUAAGAAGGAUGACUGGAUUUUAAUAAAUUUGAGGGGAACAGGCUUGUACAGGGUAAAUUACGACGACAAAAGCUGGGAGAUGCUGAUAUCUGAAUUACUUAGUGAUACAUACAGGGUUGUACCCGUCAUGAACAGAGCCCAACUGAUUGAAGAUUCUGCGAGCUUAGCAGCCGUGUCAAUAAUAAGCUACAAAUAUUUUUUUCGACUUUUACACUACUUGAAAAAAGAAAUGCGAUAUCUUCCUUGGAAAGCAGCAGACGAACGCAUUCAUUAUUUACACGUUAUGCUGCGUUACACUUCAAUAUAUCCUUCUUUUCAAAAGUUCGUGAGGCACAUAUUAGAGGAAAUAACAAAAAAAAUGAAAACCAAAAAACUAGACCGAAAAAAUACGGAAAACAUAAGACUUGUGGCUUUAAUCGGUUCACUCUGCUGCAAAUAUGAUGUGGGAGAUUGUAGAGAUAAGGCGACUUUGGAGGCAUACAUUAAAAAUCCCAAUUCUAGAUGGUCUAAUGUUCCCAAAUAUAUGCAUCACGUGGUUUUGUGUUAUGGUAUACAAAAAGGCAAUGAAACAGAGUGGAACUUGUUAUGGCAAAGAUAUAAAAAGUCGAACACGCCCACCGAAAAGCAUCUAAUACUAAAAUCGUUGGGUUGCACCAAGAUUGUCCCAUUAUUGCAACGUUACUUGGAGUGGACUCUUAACGAUAAAAGUGGUAUAAGAAAACAUGAUCGACUAACAGUAUUCACAGCAGUUGCCCAAAAUGACGUAGGAUAUCAUUAUGCCGAACAAUUCCUUCUAAAUUACAUUGAAGAAAUAUAUGAAAGAAUGAAGCCUAACAUUAAUGAACUAUCGGCCUAUCUGUUAGUUAUUGCUGAACAAAUUACCACCGGUCCAGGACUCGACAGGCUCAAAUAUUUAACCAAGAAAUAUAGCAAGAUUUCCGAAUUAAAAGGUGGACUUCAACGAGCCCUCGAAACCGCAACGAUUAACAUCCGAUGGCAUACAUUAUUUUUCAAUAAUAUCGAAAACUAUUUCGAAAUUGGCAAAUAAAUAAGAAUUAUGAAUUUUGAAAAUCAUCUUAGUCUCUUGUUAUGUUUUUUUGCUUAUUAUUAAAUAUGUUUAAUUUCACUAUAUGAUUGCAUGUAAUAUACUGUCACAUCAAAGUUACAAAAAAUGAAUUAAAGAAGAUUUAUUAUUGGAAGUAGUCAGUAUCAAUCUAUUGGUUUAGGUAAUAGCAACUUCGUAAGUGUUGUCUUCUCCUAACGUAACUAUAAUCCUAUGCGUAUCCAUCAAACUACACACCUAAGUAGGUGACAUAUUAUCCAACUAGUUUACAAUAUAGCCACAAGUACAUAGAUUUACGUUUACCUGAAAAUAAAACCUGCUUUUCUAAGUAUUGUCCUAUAUUAUAUGAAACGAUCGCUGAAGGUACCUGUUUGAACGAAUUAUGUCAAAUUUUUCAAACGAAUGAUGUCCUUCUUUUAUAAUUUCAUGUAA
This is a messenger RNA of Agrilus planipennis (emerald ash borer), 3360 nucleotides long. RefSeq names its product aminopeptidase N-like. The coding region runs from base 139 to 2913 and encodes 924 amino acids. The transcript is spliced from 11 exons. Gene Ontology annotation, biological process: peptide catabolic process; proteolysis. The record is from RefSeq and is a predicted model, not a curated record. NCBI's taxonomy places the organism in Eukaryota, Metazoa, Arthropoda, Insecta, Coleoptera, Buprestidae. Gene Ontology annotation, cellular component: cytoplasm. Gene Ontology annotation, molecular function: metalloaminopeptidase activity; peptide binding; zinc ion binding.